Molecule: messenger RNA, 2444 nt
Organism: Tarenaya hassleriana
Lineage: Eukaryota; Viridiplantae; Streptophyta; Magnoliopsida; Brassicales; Cleomaceae
Product: protein tesmin/TSO1-like CXC 2
Exons: 10
Coding region: 173-2248 (691 amino acids)
Molecular function (GO): DNA-binding transcription factor activity
Source: RefSeq, a predicted model, not a curated record
UACAGAAAGAGAGACAAGUGUGGUCUGGUGGGUCUGCGGUCUAUCAUCUCCACGAGAAAAUCCUCAUCUCCCGCCUUCUCGCUUCUUUGAAUAUCAUCUUCUUCACACACAGAGAGAGAGAGAGAGAGAGAGAGAGAGAGAACGUGGAUGUGAUUCUUUCUUAUUUCGGAAAAUGGAUACGCCGCAGAAGAGCACGACCCAGAUCGGAACUCCGGUUUCUAAAUCCAAAUUCGAGGAUUCGCCAGUGUUCAACUACAUCAACAGUCUUUCUCCGAUUAAGCCAUUCAAGUCCAUCCCCAUUGCUCAGACGUUUAGCUCCCUCAGUUUCGUAUCCCCUCCAUCGGUUUUCACAUCCCCACACAUCGCUUCUCACAAAGAAUCUCGGUUCUUCAGAAGUAAUCAUCGAUCAACCGAUCCUUCAACGCCCGAGGCAAUAUCCAGAGAUGGGUCUGCAUCAAAUGAAGAAGCUGUCUCUGCCCCUGAAAGCUUUCAUACCAACUCUUCCAUGGAAGAAGAAGAAGAAGAAGAAGCUUCCAUUGAACCAUCUACUGACGACUUUGAAAUGGAGCUGCCGCAGAUACCGAAGUGUGAAACCACUCCCAAUCCCAAGCCUUCACCGUGUGCCAGAGAUGGAAAUGAAGUUCGAGGAGGAGGAGGCAGUUUAUCGACCGAGGUUGUAGGAAUGGAUAUGCAGAGGAUGUGUCUUGAACAGAAGAAAAACGAUGUUCCCGAUUGGGAAAGUCUGAUCUCAGAUGCGACCGAGCUGUUGAUAUUUAGCUCUCCUAACGAUUCGGAAGCCUUUACAGGUUUGCUGCAGAGAACAUCAAACUCAGUAGAGCGUUUCUGUGCUGAUGUUAUUCCAAAAAUGCAUGAUAAUCCCGGCAAUGGAGAAGACAUGGAACAUGAGGCUAUUCCUAACCUACACCGUGGUGUGAGAAGACGCUGUCUCGACUUUGAGGUGCCAAGGAAACAGAGGAAUGAACUUUCUCAUAAGCAAACUAUCAGUAACACGCCGGGUCCUGAAUCAUCUUCCAGGUGUUUAUUACCAAGUAUAGGUCUGCAUCUGAAUUCCAUUACCAUGUCCUCAAAGGACAGAAAAGCCAGCGUCUUACAUGAGUAUUCGUUUUCGGGAAAGAUACAAGUAAGUUUGCCACUGGUUCACUCACAAGAAAACGCCCGAGAAAACUUUGUCCGAGCGGAAAAUGAAAUGGAUGAGGAAGCAAGCCAAGCUGUAGAUGAUGUUUCCAAGGCAUCGGUCAGCGAAGAGUUGAACUUGAGCAGCAGCCCUAAGAAGAAGAGGCGAAAGUUUGAUCGAAGUGGGGAGGGUGAAUCGUGUAAACGAUGCAACUGCAAGAAAUCAAAGUGUUUGAAGCUUUACUGUGAAUGCUUUGCUGCUGGAGUCUAUUGCAUAGAGCCUUGUUCAUGUGUUGAUUGCUUCAAUAAGCCUAUCCACGAAGAUACUGUUCUCGCAACCCGUAAACAGAUCGAAUCCCGCAAUCCACUUGCUUUUGCUCCUAAAGUCAUUAGAAACUCUGAUCCCGUAUCCGAAGCUGGCGAUGAUGCAAGCAAAACUCCGGCUUCGGCACGACAUAAGCGAGGCUGCAACUGCAAGAAAUCGAACUGUCUGAAGAAAUACUGUGAAUGCUAUCAGGGAGGUGUCGGCUGUUCCAUAAACUGUAGAUGUGAAGGAUGCAAGAACGCGUUCGGGCGUAAAGACGGGUCUUCCAUGGCAGGCAUGGAAGGUGAGCAAGAAGAAGAGAACGAAACAACUGAGAAAAAUGGAACAGCUAAAGCACUACAGAACCCUGAGGUCUUCAAAGAAGAAGAGCAGAACCUGAGUUCUGGUCUCCCUUCCACGCCAUUGCCACUGUACAGACAACCACUGGUUCAACUGCCUUUCCCGUCUAAGGACUGGACAACAUCUCAGCCUUUUCUUGGAACUGGAUAUUCCUCGAGUAUAUUCAACGGUCAGUCUUUCGGAAAUUCAGACAUCGGGUUCAGUCAAUCUCGGUUUGACAAGAACUUCGAGACCAUAGUAGAGGAUGGAACAGAAGAUGAUGGUGAUGAUAUGCCAGAGAUUCUCACCCGUUCCCCCAUUGCAACGAUCACAGUGGUUUCUCCCAAUGGCAAGAGAGUCUCUCCUCCUCAUCUCGACUCCUCGGGAUCGAUCCUCGGAAGGAGAAACGGUGGCCGGAAGCUGAUACUGCAGUCUAUCCCUUCAUUUCCUUCUCUCACUCCACACCAUUGAGUAAGAACAACAUCUGGUCUGGUGGGUUAAUCUGUGAAAAAUUCUUUGAAUCGUUUUGAAAUGAUGAGAGAUAAUGUCAACUUCUAGUUGGUUGUAAGAGUAGCAUAGUACUUGUGUUUUGUUCCUUCAGAGGUUUCAUGUAAUAAAAUAUGCAAGAUCAGUCGUUUCUUCAAUAAACACACCACUUCUCUUGAAA